AUGACACUGCUUCCCAUCACGGUGACCACUCCUCUGGGAGUGAAGAAGGUGGCGCUGCUGCUGCCGUACGUCGUGUCGCAGCGCUACAAGUUCUUCUCGCUCUUCAUGUUCGGAGGCGCGUUUCUGCUCACAGCAGGAAUGCUCAACAGUUAUAAGUUAGCGUCAAGUAACGUCAGCCUGUUUAAUUUAGCAGCAACAACGACAACGACAACAACGACGACUACGACGACGACCACAGUGGCGCCGCGAAUGGCGAUCUGCUACACGGCCCAAUUCAACUCAGCACAGGCCAACGAGUACUUUGUGCUGACCCAGAGGGACGGAGAACCCGUCAUGCUUCAGGGCAACGCCUUCGGUGACCUGGUAACUGACACGACCACGCCUCUCUUCCUGAAGCCAGGAGGGGACGAGAACUGUGCCAUGGACUCGCUCGAAACGCUGGCCUCCAGUGGCACAUUUGAUCUUAGUGAGAUGAUGUACUCGCUGACGUUCCCGAGCACGUACUCGAUCACCAAUGGCGGCACCGACCUGAACGGCAUGAACAUCUCGCUCAACAACCUCAACAACGGCUGCUGUACCAUCCAGAGGAUAUUCUAAACACCCGAGUUGUGCGGAGCGAUGCUAAAGCGAUGUGGCGACUUAUUUAGUAGCUAGUGCAUGCUAUGACAGCAGUUUGCACCUCGGUGUGGAUAAAAUUGGAGCUUGAAUGCUGCGGAAGGGAGGGUUGUUCGUUUAGGUAUUCGUCACGGGUUGCGCUGAUGUGUGUGAGGCAGCUCAAGUUGUGUGUGUUUGGUCAUAACCCUUUGCAGAUUUGCCAUCAUUAGACUAGUUAGUUGGUAAACUGAACGAGUUAUUGUCAAUGCGUUUAGCUGCUGGCUGCCGUAAGGUUGGUGUACUAUUGUUGUGUUUGUGUGGCUGCAUAACGAACUGUACCGUGUACAGCACGCGCACGUUUUCUCUGGGCAUUACACAGAAUCAUGAGGAAA
Messenger RNA from Amphibalanus amphitrite, 986 nucleotides. RefSeq lists its product as uncharacterized. Bases 1 to 597 code for a protein of 198 amino acids. The record is from RefSeq and is a predicted model, not a curated record. The transcript has 3 exons. Lineage: Eukaryota; Metazoa; Arthropoda; Thecostraca; Balanomorpha; Balanidae.